This is a messenger RNA of Trypanosoma theileri, 2232 nucleotides long. RefSeq lists its product as uncharacterized. The record is from RefSeq and is a predicted model, not a curated record. NCBI's taxonomy places the organism in Eukaryota, Euglenozoa, Kinetoplastea, Trypanosomatida, Trypanosomatidae. The coding region runs from base 1 to 2232 and encodes 743 amino acids. The transcript has a single exon.
AUGUCAACCUACAAGCCGAGAUUAACGACUUUCUAUGAAAAAUAUGCACCAAACAAGGUUGCCCAGGUGGAUGCCCAGUUGGAGAAGUACAAGGGACAAGAGGAGGAUUUGCUCGCUGCUCUUGUGCAGAAAUAUGGACCAGAACCAGAGGUAGUGAAUACUACUGUGUCUGCUUCUGGAGUUAGCAUGUCUUUCAAGGACCGACUGACGGCAUUCUAUGAAAAAUAUGCACCAAACAAGGUUGCUCAGGUGGAUGCCCAGUUGGAGAAGUACAAGGGACAAGAGGAGGAUUUGCUUGCUGCUCUUGUGCAGAAAUAUGGACCAGAACCAGAGGGGGAAGUUGGAACAUCUCUCACGCCGUCUGUGCGAAGUCGUAAAGGUUCUGAAAUGAAUGGUUCAGCUGUUACUCACCCUGGCACGUAUGGUGAACGUCUCACUGCAUUCUAUGAAAGGUAUGCACCAAACAAGGUUGCCCAGGUGGAUGCCCAGUUGGAGAAGUACAAGGGUCGUGAAGAGGAUUUGCUUGCUGCUCUUGUGCAGAAAUAUGGACCAGAACCAGAGGUAGUGAAUACUACUGUGUCUGCUUCUGGAGUUAGCAUGUCUUUCAAGGACCGACUGACGGCAUUCUAUGAAAAAUAUGCACCAAACAAGGUUGCUCAGGUGGAUGCCCAGUUGGAGAAGUACAAGGGACAAGAGGAGGAUUUGCUUGCUGCUCUUGUGCAGAAAUAUGGACCAGAACCAGAAGUGGUGAAUACUGCUGUUGAUGGCUCUGUUAGUGAUGAUUUGACUCGCAACGAGGUACGUUCUGAAACGGGACAUCAUUCUUUAACUGAGGAUGACACCUCUACAGGGGCGCAGCGUGGAACCAGUGAGACUCAUGUUGCGGAGGUAGACUUUUUAUUAUCAUUUGUUGCUGACAAGGGUAGACAGCAGCUUCUGCGAGAUGCUGCUGCUGAACUUGGAGUGACAGUGAAUAGUCGUGAGACGCUGUUAGUCCUUGAGGCGCUUCUUGACACGAGAACUGUCAUGGCGGUGGCGGCGAAUUCAGUUCCCGAGGCGGAUGUACACAUCCAUCGGGCGUUCAAUGAGUCGAUGUAUGCUCCUUCCACGGUUCAACUCGCUUCAACAACAGUAGUGACAUGCCCUCCGGAGGCAUUUGAUUUCAACAGCAUGAAUGUGGCUCUGAUGGCGGAGGAGGAAAAGUCCCGCGGCGUACUCGAAUUACUAGCGGCAGAUGACGGUGGAAUUCUUCUUGCGGCGGAGCGGCGUGAGUUGCGUCUUAUCAAGUUGCGUGAUGCUCUUCAUCUCAUUUGCACAGAGGCGGAGACUGCACUGCGGCGACGGGUGUGGCAGGUGUGGUGUGAUGCGGCGGUUCGGCGUAUUCGCGGUGAGAGAUGGGCCCGUGUGCAGCAGAUGACACCGUACCAGAAGAUGUUAUUUGGAAAGUCGGUGUCUGCAUAUUAUGAGCGGCUCGCACGAUCGCGGCGGGCGCAGGAGCAGCGAGGAAAAGAGGCCGCUGUGGAAACGGCACACAUAAAUGAUCAGCGGAAGCGUCAUCUACUUAAAAGCAUCAACAGGCAUGGGGAUAUAAUCAAACGUAACAUCCUCGCAGUAGUGCUUAGUGAUAUCCCAGAAACACGCACUAACAGCAAGAGCAAGAACAACAACAACAACAACAGUGGGAGUUGGGACGUGGUGGCAUCGCCAGAUAAUAGCAGUCCUGAGAUAACACCAAUGAACUACAAGCCACAUCGGCAAAAAAGUAACUCACAGCACAUAUCGCUAUCACCUUCUCAUAUAGGUGAAACUGCUAUGGACAAGAGCAGCAACAAUAACCCACCCUUUUACCGCUAUGGUAAACGUAAUGAGCGUUUGCUUUCUAUUGAGAAAGACUUUGAUGGACUCCCACCAGAAGCCCGGGCGCGCGUAUUUAGAACACUAAAGAAAUGGGAUAUGCUGCCUCUUUCUCCACCACCGAAUAUUGAUAAAAGUUCUACACGUCAUCAUCACCACUAUCACCGUCGACACCUCCAAGAGAAAGUGGGGCAGUCGGGACAUCAAAUUGACGAGUUUGACGACGUAUUUGUUUCUGGAGUGGAUGACGAUGAAUUAACACCAAUGUGGGAAAACGAGGAGGAGUUGCGUCUGUACUUGUCUCGCGUCCUGAUUGAUGCCCUUGACGCGGAGAAGGAGAAGACGUUAUCCCUGCAGCAGCACAGUGGACUGCGGUAA